AUGGCCACACCAAACACCGCCGUCACCACCACCACCACACCCACCGUCGCAUUCACCACUCCGCCAAUCUACGCCGCCCGCCUCCGCCACCUCCUCACCCUCAACAACUUCACUCCCCUCUCCUCUCCCACACUCACCGUCCGCCACACCCCCUCCACCGUCUCCGCCCUCAAACCCCACCUAUCGCCUCCUUCCCUAAACCUCUUCUCCGCCGUCGCCUUCCCUUCCCGCACCGCCAUCGCCGCCUUCUCCGCCGCCGCAGACGACGUCGCUCAUCCUCUCCUCUCUCCAAACGGCGCCGUCUUCACCGUCGCGGCGCUCGGCAAGGACGCCGAGCUCAUCGACGACGGCUUCGUCCGCAAGCUCAGUCGAGAUCGUCGCCGUGUCAGAAUUCUGGUACCUCCGACCGCCACGCCGAGCUCGUUGGUUCACGCGCUCGGCGACGGCGGAGGCAGGAGGGUGCUGUGUCCGGUACCGGUGGUGUUUGGACUGACCGAGCCUCCGGUGGUGCCGGAUUUUCUCCGGGAGCUCGGUAAAAGCGGUUGGGCUCCGGUUCGGGUCAAUGCGUACGAGACGAGGUGGGCCGGGCCGGAGUGUGCGGCCCAAGUGGUGGAGAGAAUCAAGGAGGGGGCUUUGGAUGCGAUCGUGUUUACUAGCACUGCGGAGGUGGAGGGGUUACUGAAGAGCUUGAAGGAGUUUGGGCUGGGCUGGGAGAGUGUCAAGAAAUUGUGCCCGAAACUGCUCGUUGCGGCCCACGGGCCCGUUACUGCCUCUGGAGCCCGAAACCUUGGUGUCGGAGUAGAUUUGGUGAGUUCCAAGUUCGACAGUUUUCAAGGUGUUGUUGAUUCUUUGCGUUCUGAGAUUUUGAAAGCUUAG
Molecule: messenger RNA, 876 nt
Organism: Rosa chinensis
Lineage: Eukaryota; Viridiplantae; Streptophyta; Magnoliopsida; Rosales; Rosaceae
Exons: 1
Coding region: 1-876 (291 amino acids)
Biological process (GO): tetrapyrrole biosynthetic process
Molecular function (GO): uroporphyrinogen-III synthase activity
Source: RefSeq, a predicted model, not a curated record